UGCACGGUGAGCGAGCGACGCCGCGGAGGAGAAAGACAACGCAGCGAACAAAACACACAAUGGCGACGGCGGCGACAACGGCAGGCGGAACGGGCUCUGGCGGACCGGCCACUGGCCCAGUCGGCGGCGGGAUCGCAGUGGGACGAAAGAAGGACGGCGGUCCGUCCACAAAAUUCUGGGAAAGUUCAGAGACGAUAGCCCAGUUUGAGACGGUGCGGCAGUGGAUCGGGAAGCACUACAAGAAGUAUGUCCAGAAUGACUCACCCUCCAGUAAAUCUUUGGCGGGACUGGUGGUUCAACUUCUGCAGUUCCAGGAGGACGCAUUUGGGCGCAGGGUCAACAAUCCUGCUCUUACCAAGCUACCUGCCAAGUGUUUCUUGGAUUUCAAGGCAGGAGGUGCUCUGUGUCACAUCUUGGGGUCGGUCUACAAGUUUAAGAGCGAGCAGGGGUGGCGCAGAUUUGACCUGCAGAAUCCUUCCCGGAUGGACAGGAACGUGGAAAUGUUCUUAAAUGUGGAGAAGAACUUGGUCCAGAACAACUGCUUGACUCGGCCCACUGUCUUCUUGUCUCCGGACAUCGAGCAGAAACAAGCCAGUAAGCUUAAAGACAUCAUCAAAAGGCACCAGGGCUCCAUUACUGAUGAUAAGUCAAAGGCCACCCACCACAUUUACCCUUCGCCAUCCCAACAAGAAGAAGAUGAGUGGCUUCGUCCUGUUAUGAGGAAAGACAAGCAGGUGCUGGUGCACUGGGGUCUCUCCCCAGACAGCUAUGAUACCUGGGUCUCAGCCAACGAGGUGGAUGGCGACGUGGAGGACCCACCCAGCACUGACAGACCAUGGAAGGUUCAUGCCAAGUGGGUUUUAGACACAGAUGCUUUCAAUGAGUGGAUGAAUGAAGAAGACUACGAGGUGGACGAGAACAAGAAGCCAGUCCACUUCCGCCAGAGGAUCUUCCCCAAAGAGGAGGAGUCUUCCCGUACACCCGAUCGCAAGGAGCGCAAGGCCAACUCUGCUGGCAAGAAGAGGAGGCGUUCGCCCUCACCGCCCAGCACCCCUGCCGAAUCCCGCAAGAAGGGGGGAAAGAAGGGGAACCCGGGGCCUCACUGGAAGCGAAGGGGUCACAGAGGCGAAGAGGAGGACACGGAGGAGGACAUGACCAAGGACAUGGACGACUCCUCAGCUGGUGCCAGCAUUGAGGAGGGCAGCAUGUCCAAGAAUGCCAACUCAAAGAAAGACAGUGAGAAUACUCCAGUAAAAGGAGGGAAUGUGGCCGACUUGGAUGACAUGGAAGAUGACUCGGUGCUGUCUGGUGGAAAGGAUGAUGAGGAACAGAGCAAAGCUGAAAUCAACCGCCUGAUGGACGCUGGCGAGGAUAAUGUGACUGAGCAGACUCACCACAUAAUCAUCCCCAGCUAUGCUGCUUGGUUUGACUACAAUUGCAUCCAUGAAAUUGAGAGAAGAGCCCUGCCCGAGUUCUUCAAUGGAAAGAACAAGUCCAAAACUCCAGAGAUAUUUCUUGCCUACCGUAACUUCAUGAUCGACACGUAUCGGCUAAACCCCCAGGAGUACCUCACAUCCACCUCCUGUCGCAGGAACUUGACCGGGGAUGUCUGUGCCAUCAUGAGGGUUCAUGCUUUCUUGGAGCAGUGGGGUUUGGUGAACUACCAGGUCGACGCUGACAGUCGCCCGUUGCCCAUGGGCCCCCCACCCACACCCCAUUUCACCGUUCUGGCUGACACACCAUCUGGCCUCAUGCCCCUUAACCACCGACCCCCACCGAUUCCCCCUCCGCAGCAAAUGCCCAACUUUGCAGACAAAGGCAAAGACAAGUCCAUCGACCUGCAGAACUUUGGCCUUCGCACCGACCUCUACAACAAGAAAAACCCCAAGGUUAAAGCGGUCAACUCCACCAGGGAAUGGACCGAGCAAGAGACACUACUGCUGCUGGAGGCCCUGGAGAUGUUUAAGGAUGACUGGAACAAAGUGUCUGAGCACAUCGGUUCACGCACCCAGGACGAGUGUAUCCUGCACUUCCUGCGGCUGCCCAUUGAAGAUCCAUACAUGGAAAGCACAGAGGCCUCUCUGGGCCCUCUGGCCUACCAGCCCAUACCCUUCAGCCAGUCUGGAAAUCCUGUCAUGAGCACAGUAGCCUUCCUGGCCUCUGUGGUUGAUCCCAGAGUGGCGUCGGCUGCAGCCAGGGCAGCCCUAGAGGAGUUCUCCCGUGUGCGUGAGGAGGUGCCGGCUGAGUUGGUGGAGGCUCACGUGAAGAAGGUGCAGGAGGCGGCCAGAAGCACAGGAAAGGUGGACCCUGCCUUUGGCCUGGAGAGCAGCGGCAUCGCUGGCACCGCCCCCGAGGAGCCAGAAAAGACUGAAACCACAGAGGCAGAGAAGGUUGACACUGACACAGACUCCCAGCAGGCUGAUAAGGCGGAGUUAAAGGACGAGGCAGAGAAGCCAAGUGAGUCUGCAGAGAAGAGCGACAAGACCGAGACCACAGAGAAGGUGAAGAAGGAGGGAGGAGAGACUUCGGAGCGCGAGGAGGAGAACGAAGAGGGAGGGGAGGCCAAGACAGCUCCUGCAGACAAAGACAAGGAGGAGGCAAUGGAGACAUCGUCCUCAGAUCAAGAGAAGGAUAAGGAGGAGAAGGCAGCUACAGACGAGGCAGAGGACAAGAGGAAGAAACUGGAGCAUGACAUCGAAGAGGGCAACAUUGCCACUGCAGCUGCUGCAGCCCUGGCAUCUGCUGCCACCAAGGCCAAGCACUUGGCGGCGGUGGAGGAGAGGAAGAUCAAGUCCCUGGUGGCUCUACUGGUGGAGACCCAGAUGAAGAAGCUGGAGAUCAAGCUGAGACACUUUGAGGAGCUUGAGACCAUCAUGGACAGAGAGAAAGAGGCCUUGGAGCUUCAGCGGCAGCAGCUGCUCACCGAGCGUCAGGCGUUCCACAUGGAGCAGCUUAAAUACGCAGAGAUGAAGGCGAGGCAGCAGAUGGAGCAGCAAGCCGCUGCCGCGGCUGCGGCUGCCGCCCAGGCUCAAGGACAGGCUCCUGGAUCUGGACCCCACCCUGGGCCCCCUCCACCUGGCAUGCACCCUGGAGGGCCCCAGCCACACCACGGAGCACCAGUUCCCCACCACGGAGGGCCACCACCCGGUGGUGCCAUGCACCCCGGCUACCCCCCAAUGGGUCACCACCCCAUGGCCCCUCACCACCCAGGACAGACAGGACCAAUGGGUCCAGGCCAGCCAAUUCCAGGACGUAUGAUGCCCGGCCCACCCUCUGCGGGACCCCCUCCUGGCGGCAUGCCUCCCAUGAUGCCCCCACGCCACCCUGGAGCUCCCAACGGCAUGUACCCCGGCCCACUACCUGCACAGCCUGAAGCCGUACCCCCAGCAGCUGUGGGUCCUCCAGCGCCCCCGAGUGCACGGGUGGCUGACAAUUAAGACCUACACACACAAAAACUAACUAUCUCUGAAGCUCAGCCCCUUUUUGAUGGCCUUUGCUACUGGCUUGGUAUUUUUCCCUCAACACUCAAACUACCAUACAACUUUAUCACAGGACACACACACACACACACACACACACACACACACACGCACACUCAGGGUUCAGUGGCAAGGGUAACCCAACUUUUCUCACACACACACACAAACAUCCAGACUUCCUCUCAGGGCACAGCGGCAAGGGUCGUCUAGUAAUAAACACUGUUUUUUGCUCCGUUGGGCCAGAUGGAGGCUGGAGAGAAUGACUCUGUGUACAGAUAACAAAACAAGGAGACAGAGCAGCUCUUUUCGGGCUUUAUUCUCUUUCCAAUGCUGUUUUAAAUAACACUGUAACCGCCUCCUGUCUCUUUAACAUACACACACACACACACACGCAUACACCCCCCCUUCUUCUUGCCUGGUGCCUCUUUCGUCAAGCCAAACACUAGGGGGAGUUAGUGAGACCAGAGGGCCAGUCAGACAUGCAGGUGUGUGUGUGUGUGCAUGCUGCGCAACCUGAGCUGUAACACACACGAGGCAAGCAGAUUAUUCAGAUUAUGAUAUGAAUAAAACACACGCCGAGGGGAGCCAGCUUGCCCUCACUCUUGUCGAGUAUCUACCUCUCGCUCCUCUUUAAAUGAUACACUGUACUUCUGUCUGUGUGUGUCUGUGAAUCGUGUGUCGGCCUCCUCUGACCACAGUUUGUUCCUCUUAUGUAAUCUUUUGGAAUAAUGAGUAUCAUUGAGUUACAGAAAUACAAAAAUAAAAAAAUACAAAUUGGAGAGAAUAGACAGGUCACCAACAAGACUCUUCUGUCUUGCUGUUACACAAAAUAAACCCUAAUGUCCAUAAUAAAGUAGUUUUCUGUUUGACAAAAGGUGUCUCCCUUCUUUAACCCAAACACAGAAACUACUGGAAGUAAUAUUUGACAAAACGGGAUGGAAUCUGUCAAAAAUUGACACAACUUGAUGCAUUUUGGCAGAUCAUCUUCAGAAACUGGCUUUUUUCCUGACUAAAUUUAAAGGAUUAGGUAGUUUUUAUGUUCUAUUUUCUUUCUUUAUUGUCAACACAUCCCAUGAAACUAAAAAUCCAUCUCUGAAUACUUUCUGACUUCUCUACAUUGUCUCUGGCGCUCAGCUCCAAGCCGAAAGAAAAUCUUAUGUCAUAAAUAAAUAUAUCAUUGUGUUUUUCUUACAUGGAUCAGUAGUUUCCCAAACAGCUGGCCACUGUAGUUUUUAAAAUACAUUACUCAAACACGAGUAAAAAGUGCCUUUGUUUGGGACUAUUUUUAGCGGCAGAUAAAUGAACAUUUAGUGCUCUAGUGAAUAUUUCUGGCAACAGGGUAGAUUUACUCAAAAUAAAUCUGUGUAUGUGUCGUGGUAAUGAAGGAACAUGUGACCCAGUGCAAAAAAAGUGGCACGUUGAUGUGUUAAUGGAGCUCUGUGGCACAGAGGAAUAAGAUUUCUCAGACUUACAAUACUUGCUGGGAGGAGAAUUUCAUGGUUUGUUUUCAUCUUUUGACUGGAUUUGUUGACAGUAAGGGGAAAAAAUACACAAUAUCACCAGAUGUAUCUUUUAAACAUUAAUGCAAAAGACUCUGAUUACACGAGGGGCACAAAAAUGGACAGACCGCUUCUUUCUGCCCACACCAACCACAGCACUGUAACACACAAAAAUGUAAGCUAAGCUGGGGCUCUCACUGGAGGCUGCGUACCCCAACCAACUUGGCCAGACCCUGCCACAAAGCACUGGACAACAACACCCACAUAAACACACGCAUGCAUAUAAUCUCCUGCUGACCUUCACACAGCCUUUACAGAGAGGGAGACGCUGUGAUGCGGCUCGACUGAAACAUCAGAACAUGGACGAUGCUCUUCCUCGGCACGCUGGGCUUCUAGAUGUUUUUAGGUGCUGAUACUGUAGCGAAUAAACCCCGCCCCCUCCUCCGCUCACAAUGUCCUAACGCUUAGUGCUGCCUACCUCACUAACCUCACACACACGCGCACACACACCCCUCCGCGCACAUGACAUGUUUGCUUUUAAGCCACUGGCUAUAGGAAAACUAAGCAAGAUCCUCAUUCCUGUGGAUCCACUUAUUUGUGGUCAGUCAAUCAUUGUCCUCAAAUCCUCUGUGUGUCCUGUGAUGUGGCAGAAAAUAAAAAGGUGCAUAAACGAGGGAAAGACCACAGAACAUUUAUUUAGAGCUGACGUAAUUGGUAAUCGAUCAGUCGACCGUAUAAAAAUAAAUUGGGGAUUGUUUGCCUAAUUUUUUUUUGUCAAACUUUCUCUGGUUCCAGCUUGUGAAAUGCAAAUAUUUGCUGGUUUUCUUUGUCCUUUGUCAGUGGAAACUGAAUAUCUUUGGGUUUUGAACUGCUGGUCAGACAUAACGCAUUCAAAGACGUCAUGAGCAUAAAGAGGCGCAUUUUCACUUUCUCCUGACGUUUUGACUAAAAUAGAGAAAAUAAUUGUCCUUAUUUAUUUUCAUUAUCAAUUAGUAGUUUAGUCAAUAACAUGUCAGAACGUUGCUCGAGUUGUCCACCCAGCAGUGACAAAACCGAGAGUGGCAGCAAAUCCUGAGGUUUAAAGCUGGAACCAGCAGAUAUUUGCUGUUUUUGCUUGGUGAUCUAUUAUCCAGAUUUGCUGUUGACUAAUUCAUUGAAUGAGAUUGAAAAUUCAUGAUCCCUGGGGGAAAAACUGUUUGCUAAACAGCCUCACAAAUUCUGUAAGUAGCUGUUCUGGAGCUUUUGUUUGUGUAACACUGCAUUUUAACAACUUUUUGUCCAUGUUUGCUUAAAGGUUCAGACUGAAAGUUUAUUUUCGAGCUACACUUCCAUCAAGACUGCUGAGGAAUACACCAUGUGACACAGUCAAAAGCUCCAGAACAUCUAGUAAGGGACUUUUUGACAAGAUUGGUUUGCAAACUAAUUGUUUUCAGUCCUACAAAAUAUAAAAAUCAAAACAUCUCUAAUUAUAUUCACUGUGCAUUUCUCAUUUGACAUGCUUGACAUUGAGAUUUAAAGGCAAACUACUCUGACAAAUCAAAUACUGAUCUGAUCUUGAGUUGCUGUACAUUCCUGAGUCCCUGCUCAACAUCCUGCACCUUUCAGUCAACACACUAGUAAAAAAUAAGUUGGUUUUAAUGUGAAGUCUUAACUCAAACGACUCCUCUCCCCCUUCUCUAGCACUGUUAGUAUCUCUGCUACCUCUUCCUCCUUCAUCCGCUAGCUACCUCUUCUAGAAAUCUUCCUGUCCCUAUCUGCUACCUCUCUGCGCGCCCCUUCGCUACCUCUCGUUCCCAUUUCCGUUCUUUUUAACGUUUCUUUUUCCUGCCCAUGUGACUGCUGCAUCACCGACUGUUGCCCUCUUCUCCCAGUCUUUUGGAAAACACACGUACAGUCAUUCACUCAUGCUUUCACUCACAGCGCCCUCCUUUCCCAUUAAACAUCUUACCAGGCUUGUUAUGUAAUAUCACUUAAAUAUGACAGGAAUCCCCCUUACAUAUAUUAUCUUUAAUCGCUACUUUUUUGUGUUAAUGGUAAUGUAUUUUUAAGGAGAAGUUUUGUGUAGAUGGAAGUUCUCUGUUCUUUGGAAGUUUGUAGCAUUUUGUUUUCCUGUUUUUUAUUUUGUAUGGGGUCUGUUGGUACUUGGACCUAGACACUGUCGAAUAAACUGUGUUUUGUAUGAA
Molecule: messenger RNA, 7161 nt
Organism: Micropterus dolomieu (smallmouth bass)
Lineage: Eukaryota; Metazoa; Chordata; Actinopteri; Centrarchiformes; Centrarchidae
Gene: smarcc1a
Product: SWI/SNF related, matrix associated, actin dependent regulator of chromatin, subfamily c, member 1a
Exons: 28
Coding region: 60-3437 (1125 amino acids)
Biological process (GO): positive regulation of DNA-templated transcription
Cellular component (GO): nBAF complex; npBAF complex; SWI/SNF complex
Molecular function (GO): nucleosomal DNA binding; histone binding
Source: RefSeq, a predicted model, not a curated record